Molecule: messenger RNA, 1311 nt
Organism: Candoia aspera
Lineage: Eukaryota; Metazoa; Chordata; Lepidosauria; Squamata; Candoiidae
Gene: PHLDA1
Product: pleckstrin homology like domain family A member 1
Exons: 2
Coding region: 225-680 (151 amino acids)
Biological process (GO): positive regulation of apoptotic process
Molecular function (GO): phosphatidylinositol phosphate binding
Source: RefSeq, a predicted model, not a curated record
GCCGCUUUCAAAAACAACGGGAGCACGUAGGGCGCUUUCUCCAGCGGUUCUGGGGAAAGACGAGCGGGAGCGCAGGAAGCUGCGCGGCUAAACCUGACCGUCGGUAAGCAGAAGGCAAAGCCUUCCAGGCGCGUCCCUGGAAAUCCUCCUCGCCCGUGCGCCGCUUCUCUUUUGCGCGCGCCUUCUUUUCACUCCUUUCGGAAGUUUCCGGCGGCGCCGGGAGGAUGCUGGAGAGCGGCUGCAAGCCGGUGAAGGAGGGCGUGCUGGAGAAGCGCAGCGAUGGCUUGCUGCAGCUGUGGAAGAAGAAGCGCUGCGUCCUCACCGAGGAAGGGCUUCUGCUUAUCCCGCCCAAGCAGGAGCCGGCGGCGACUUCUCCCGCCAGCGGAGAGACGGUGGUGGCCUCCGCCAAGAUCAAGCAGUUGCCCUUCUCCACCAUGAAGACGGUGGACUGCGUGGAACGGAAGGGCAAGUACAUGUACUUCACGGUGGUGAUGGCCGAAGGGAAGGAGAUCGACUUUCGGUGCCCGCAGGAGCAAGGCUGGAACGCCGAGAUCACGCUGCAACUGGUGCAGUACAAGAACCGGCAGGCCAUCCUGGCGGUCAGGUCGACCCGGCAGAAGCAGCAGCACCUCGUCCAGCAGCACGGGCCCCGCCUUCGGAGCGCCUCCAACUCCGCCUAGACGGGCGCCCCCGACAGAUUGAAUUCAAGAGGCCCUUCUGGAAGUAAGAGAAACGGUGAUCAAAGCUUGGCAAAGAAAAGGACAAGUGCAAGGGACAGCAUCAGUUCAGCCCCUGGAUUUUGUCCAGUUUUGACACCAUCUGUGAUUGCUUUAGGGAAGUACUUCAGCUGUUCUAAGUUUGGGCUGCUGCUUAAACUUAUGAAAGGCAUAUUUGACCUCAAAGGACAUACGUCGCACUGUCAUUUUUUUUAUUCCAAUCUGUUUUAUUUGUAUGUUUAUUUAUCAGUGGGGGAGGUUACGUUUUCAAGUUACUUCUGAAUGUAGAUUUUCUGAGAGACAAUGAAGUGCAGAACAUACUUGCUUUGGUGAAUUAUAUAUGCUGCUGUAGAGGGAGAAAGAAAUGGAAGAAAGAGGAAAAUGGGAAAAUGAAGUAGUUUACCAGGAUACAAACUUUUCAUAUUGCUUUCACAUACUGCUUUACAACAGUUUUCAUCUCAAAGAGUGAAAGGCUGUUAUGAAAUGAAUGUAUGAAAUCUAUCUUGCUUUGUUGAAGUAUUGCACCAAUAUCCUAAUUAAUGAGAACACUAUCUCCAAAGAAAGCAGUGGCUUUGAAUUAAAAUUCUGGAUUGUU